CACCUACUGAAAUAAAAACAAAACCGUAUAAUAGUGCGACCAAAAAAAUCAAUAAUAUUGAUUCGGCCUUAGUUUUGUUGUGAGGUUGCUGUUGCUGUUGGUGUCGUAAUUCAUACUUAUAUAUGGGCGAAUGUUUGCCCGAUAAAGGUCUGUGGCUGUAUGGUUAUAACUUACCGCUGCUUCCACGAAGGUAAAAAAUAUUUUUAAUUCAACUUUUUCACUAAUUAAUAAUUAUAAGCAAUAAUUAGAAAACGAGCACAUUUUCUGUCCGUUCGCACAUAGGAAGGUAAUUUAAAAUAUUUUUCUAUACCUAUGUAUAAUACAUAGGUAAAUUACAUUUAUUUAAAACAUUAGCUCAAACAAUAAUUAACAAUAAUAAUAACAUUGUUAUGUUAUUAAUACUAUAUAAUUACUAAACAAUUAUAAUAGUAACAUAUUUUAAGUUUUUUUUAUUAUUAUUAUUAUUGUUCAUGUCAAAAUCUAAAUUGUUGCUUUGAUGCUAAAUGUAUAAUUAAUAUUAGUUAUUAUCAAUAUCUCCGUAAUAUAAUAGUAGAAAAAAUUAAUCUAAUAUUUUAAUGAGAUCACUGAACCAACAAAAAUUUAGAGCUGGAAGGGUGUGGCCUAGUUUAAAUGUUCACAAAAUUCCAUGAACUAGUUCAUGCAAAAUUUUAAUGAUUUAAUUCAAUAGCCCUGACAUUACACAAUAAUUAUCAGACAUAUACAUUUCAAUUAUAAUCAGUAAAAUAGUUGUCCUAUAACCGUGAUUCAAACCUUAUAAGAGCUUAGAUAAUUGCAAACUGUACAUUAUAUUUAAACUUUUGAGUAGGUUUUUUUUUAAAAAACAAUUUUUUAAAUAAACUAAUUUAAAAUUACUAAAUAUAAAAACAUAAAGAAAAGCAACAAAAGAGCUGAUACUGAGAACCGGUGUAUAACUUACUACUUUACAGCUUAUGUUUCCUACCAGAAAUCACCAAAGAAAUCUUUUAUUUUUUAUUUUGUCGGUGAGCAAGAAUGUAGUUGUUUUAUUAUCUUUGUAGUUUUUUAAUAAUUGGGCAAAACCGAAAUAUACGUAGAAAGAACGGGAAAAUUAAUGAAAAUAAAUAUUUUAUUAGAUUUUUUUUAUUAAUAUAAUUAAAUUUAAAGCAUUCAUAAAAUCAAGAAAUUUUGAUAAAAAACUUAUAUUUGCCUUUUUUAGACGUGAUCAAAUUAUCAAAACAUUUGAGCCAUUUUUGACUUACUUAUAGACAUUUAUUUUUUCGAGUUUUUUACGUAAUUUUUAUUUGGUAAGUUAGGUUAAUAAUUUUGUAUUAUUAUUUUUUACUAUUUUAUUUAUUUAUUUUAUUCAUUCAUGUUUAUUUAUUUUAUGUAACCGAAUAAUAUUAGUUAAUAUUAAUUUUAAUUUUAGUGUACUCUGUGGAUAUAAAAUUAUUGGACUAUACAGAUAUGCUUGAAAAUUUGACAGGAACCAGGAGGUUCAUUAAAAAUCGUAUAUAAUGGACAAACAAACUUGAGUAUAAUGUAGUAUUUUGUUUUUUAUAAGAGUUAAAAUCAAAUUUUGACGAAAAUCGUAAAUGUUAAAACUUUUCAAAACAUGUAUAAUCAAACUUUUCUCCAAAUUGUUUUUCAUUAUCAAUGGUUUAUCGUUGGUUACAGGUAUAAAUGAAAUAACAUUUCGUAUUCCACCUUCCCCACUAUCCACCUACAACAGAACCUAACCUAACCCGUCCCCAGUAUCAGAUCUUUUUUUAUUUGUGAAUAUUUUAACUUUCAGAACACUACCCUUGUCACUGAAUAGAUAUUUCAUUUUCUAAAUGAAGUUGAGUUCUUUAAUUUCCAUCAUAUGCUGUUUUACACCAAAUAAUAUUGAUUUUUAAAUAAAACGGUUUUUUGACACAUGUUUUAAAUAUAAAAAUGCUCACGCUGACAUCCUUCUAAUAUGCACAAAUCAUUAAAAAUAAUAUAUUUUAUUUUUACACAUUCGAUUACAAAACUAUAGUGAAAUUAAAUAUUUAACUACAAUUAAGAAAAAUUACGGUAAUGAACAAUACACAGGUAAUGUUUCUAAAUUGCAAUGACUUGAAAUUGGUUUAAAAAUAAUAAUUAUUUUACAGAUAUUUUGAUUAUAAAUACAUACAUUUGGCUUAUUUCAGACAUGGACCCAGCUCCAAGUUGAAAUUGAUGGAACGCUACGAGCGUCUAGGUAAAUUGGGUGAAGGGAGUUAUGGAAUGGUGUUCAAAUGUAGAAAUCGAGAAAAUGGUCAAAUAGUAGCUAUAAAAAAAUUUGUCGAGUCUGAGGACGAUCCACUAAUUAGAAAAAUCGCUCUUCGUGAAAUACGUAUGCUAAAGGUAAGUUAUAUUUUCAAAUAAGUUUAAAAAAAGUCAAAUAAGUAUUUUUAAGUUAUUAACAUGUUUUCGAUUACAUUAGAAAUGUCAGCUAUAGUAAUUAUUAAUAACGAUUAUGUUUUAGAAGUAUCUAAUUUAUUUAUUUAUUAAAUAAUACGGGAUAAACUGAGAAAAAGAGGAGACCAGAGGCAUGCCCAGAAUCCAAAUGUAGGACUGGUCCGGUUAUAAGUACACGUUAUUUCUUUUUUUGGAAACAUUUUAUAACCUUCUUAAAAUUUAAUUAGAAAAAAUGAUCAUAUAAUAUAAUACAACACAAUUCCUUCUGUUUUACUUGUUUAUAAUAUUUAAAGAUAUUAAUAAGCAAAAUUAAGUUUUCAAUUAAGUUUUAACUGAAUAAUAUAUUAAUACAAAUGAAACAAUAGUUUUGUUUUAAUAAUAAGUACAUAAAAUAUAAUUAUUUGGUGAACCAAAGUUUUCUAUUUUUUCAAUUUAGCAAACUCUUCAACAAUCUUUGUAGGAUCCUCGAUUAACUCGAAACUGAAUUCCCUCUUAAUUAAAAUUAAUGCUAAAUUAUGAAGGCGUACAGUUGACACAGAUGUCCGUAAAUAAGUUUUUAUCCUUUUCAUUGUAGAAAAACUUCUUUCAGCUGAUGCCAGUAAGCUACUUCAAUGUGUUUAAGGGAGGAAAGAGUAGAAGACAAGGAAAAGCCAAGAUUAAGAACAGAGAGUUCGGAAAAUCGCUAAGUUAUUAAUGCAAUAAAUGCCUACAUUUAAUAGGGAUAUGAAUAUUGAAUACGGGAAAAAUGCAUGACCGAGCAUUUGGACAUGUUUUGAUAGAGGCUAAGGGAAUUACCUCACGUAAACAUCCGAUUUAAACCUGACUGUAAGAGAUGACAGUCGGAUAGGGAAAAAACACAAAACUACAGUCUUGUUUUUCACUUUCAUAUCAUCGACGAAAAUAAGAACAAAACAUGUUUAAUUACAGACUAGGUAGGUUAUAUAAAGAUACAGAAAAGAAGAGGAGAGAGCAUAGCGUCUCGAGGUACUCCAGAGAAAGUGGAAAACGAGACAUUUGAAGAUCUUUAAAUAAUAUUUAUAAUGGAUAAUUCAUAACUUUACACUAUAAAUUUAAUUAAGCUGUAAUUUAUAAAUAUUUUAGACGUUAAAACAUCCAAAUUUGGUGAAUUUGCUCGAAGUGUUUCGGCGCAAACGAAAACUUCAUUUGGUAUUCGAGUUCUGUGAGCACACAGUACUCCACGAGCUCGAAAGACAUCCAUAUGGCUGCCCAGAAAUAUUUACCAAGCAGAUUAUUUGGCAAACAUUACAGGCCGUCGCGUACUGUCAUCGUCAUAACUGUAUACACAGAGACAUAAAACCGGAAAAUAUAUUACUCACUUCCCAAGGAGUGGUGAAACUUUGUGAUUUCGGAUUCGCUAGAUUAAUGAGUUAGAUCGCAAUUUAAAUUUUAAAAAUAGCUAAAAUUAAUUUCGAAUAAAUCAUUGUUUCUUAAUUUAUCACUUAUAUAAAAAAAAAUUAAUUAAUAUAAUAUUAACUUCACAGAUCCGGGUGAAAAUUAUACCGAUUACGUUGCAACUAGAUGGUACAGAUCUCCGGAAUUAUUAGUGGGCGACACGCUAUAUGGCCCAUCGGUAGAUGUCUGGGCAAUCGGUAAGUAAAUUCAUUUUUGAUAUUUUAUUUAAAGAUAAAAAAAACGAUAAGUUCUAAAUAAAUGAUUACAUUAUUAUUCGGUCAAAAUAUAAUUUUAAAAGUAAAUUUAAAAGCUAACGAUGUUUUAACAAAAAUCGAAUGUUUAAUAUGAUUUAAACACAUUUUUGAAUAUAUUCAACAGUUAAAGUGAACAUAAUAAAUAUUCAAAAAGAAAAAAUUGUUUUUUUCUAAUUAAGUAUACUUUAAGAUUUUGAGAUACGCACACAAUUUAAACAUAUUUUAACAAUAAUAAAUUUAAAUUGUAUAAUAUGAAUAAGCAUUAAAUAUUUAGAUUUAUCAAUUUCACGGUGAUAUUAUUGCGUGCAGUUGAUUAUUUUUAAUUUUAUAUCGAUAACGUUUGUAAAUUUAGGAAUACAAUUUAGGGUUAUUUUGAUUUCAAAUCGUACUUCAAAUACCUAGUAAAACUAUCCAAUAUAAUAUGAAGGUGUUUUAUGUAAUUUAUAUUUUUGACCUACACAUUUUUUUUAGUUGCCUAAACACUUAUUUAAAUAUUAUUUUAAACAUGUUUAGGAUGCGUUGGUGCCGAACUCGUGAGAGGGGAAGCUCUUUGGCCGGGAAAAUCCGACGUUGAUCAAUUGUAUUUAAUUCGAUCUACAUUAGGUAAAAUUUUAAAAUAGUAUAUACUAGUCCAUAAUAGUUUUAAUUUAGUCGAAAGUCGUAUCAAAUUAAUAGCACAAUAUUUAAUUAUAAAUGUUAAAAAAGAGCUAAUAUUAGUGUAGACGGGUCGUGUUACUGGUUUUUGGUGAUAAUUUGAGAAGGUAAACUACAAAACAUUAUUUAAUUUAUAUCUGUAUACGCAACCUUGAAUCCUAGCUAACGAAAUACGAUUCUGAGCAGUGGCGGUUAUAGGAUCGUGAAAUUUUACGUUUUCCUACGUUUUUUCCCACUUAAGUGCCUUAAAAAAUAACCUCUCUAAAAUACCAUCUAGACAACUUAAGCUUUCAGAAAAUUUGCUACACAUAAAAAUCGGAGCAAGUUUACUAGGAAAAAACGUUUCCACAGACUAGAAUAAAGAAAAGGAAAAAAAAAAGAAAUAAACAGCAUUGUAAAACCAAUAGCUGUGAAGUUGAAAACAUUAUAACCAGUAUAGCCUUAAUCAAGAUACCAAUUAUGAGCAGCAAUGGUUGAUUUAAGCAAAAACAUAUUUUAACCCGCGAGGGAGAUUUAUUCCCCCCCCCCCCCCCCNCCCCCGUAGACCCGCCACUGAUUCUGAGCGAAGUUCCGUUAAACUUAUUUUAAAAUACCGUAAUAUUUACAAAUUUUUUCAGAAUUUUAACUUAAUAAACUGUAUAAAAAAAAAACUACUAUAUUACACUCGACUUUUUUUUUUACCACUGAGUACAAUUUAUGAUGAAAAUCUCGUUUUAAGUUUUCAAAAGUUUAACUGGAUUAAACAAUCAUAAUCACAUAAAUCAAAAAAUAGUUCACGACAUGCCGUACUGAAUUUAUCUUGAUGAAUUUUUUCACUUAAAAAAAAAAGAAAACUGAUUUAGAAAAUAUUACAAUUUGUACCCAUAGUUUUUCCUGCAAAUAAAUAAUGAAAUAACGACAUAGUACAAUGUUGAGAUGCCUACGUAAAUUGAAUUCAUUAUGCAUAUUUAUUUCCAACGUUUUACUCCUUAUAAAAUAAGCUGUAUGGCAACUCGAAUCUAUAGAUAUAUAAAUAAAUAAUUUCUGAAUAUGGAGAUCGACUUAUUUUUAAUUUAAUACAUUGUACUUUGUAUUCUACUUUUGAUUUAAAGAAGGAGAAAAAAAGAAAGAAUUAUUUUCAGAAUAUACUUUUAUGUUUCUCUUAGCAUAAAAUCAUUUAAUUAUCUGUAUUUUAGGUGAUUUAAUUGCGAGACACAUGCACAUUUUUAAAAUGAAUGAAUUUUUUCGAGGUAUAAGUUUACCACAACCCGAAAUCGUUGAACCUUUGGACAAGAAACUUCCUAAACAAGCGUUAACGAUUCCACAUUUACUGGACUUUUUAAAGGUAUUAUACAUAAUAAUUUAAAAAUUAAUCGACAUUUUUUUUUAAGUUGGCAUAAAAUAUAAUAUAUUAAUAUGUACGUAAUUCAAUGAGUACAUAUAUAAUAUAUUAAUAUAUCCAUCCUAACAAUCCUAACCUAAAUAUAUAUAUAUAUAUUUUAAAUUAUAGAUGUGUUUAGAAAAAGAUCCAUUAAGACGGUGGACGUGCGAUCAACUUUUACGACACCCGCUUUUCGAUAAUUUCUCAUUUAAAUAUCCAGAAGGCGACUUGACCGAGUUUGAAAAACUUAAAACAUUCCGAGAAAAAUCUAAGGUAUCUGAAUUAACAAAGCCUAUUAUUUAAUUCGAUAUUUUUAAUAAAAUAAUCAGUAAUGGGACAGUAUUAUUAGGUAUAAUUAAAUUAUAGACUAUAGUUUACAUUUUGUACCUACCUAAUACUACUACAUUAUUUUUUGUACCUACUAUGUUUAAUGUAUACCAAAUAAUAAUGUAAGUACGAAAGUAUUAAAAUUGAUUGCAAAUAUAUAAUUUGUUAAACGUAUAAUAUUUAAAAUGAUAAUCACAAGUAAUGGUUCAAUAUUCCAUAAAGAGUUUUGCAAUCAGUCUUUUUUAAAAAUAUUUAGGCAACUGCCCAUUGUGCCAUCAUUUAUGUAGGUAUUACUAUAGUAAAUAAAAUGUUCGUUAAAAAAUUGUGUUGUACAAAAAUGUAUCUAUAGAACUAAUAUAUUGGCCUAUUUUUAAGCCAUCCUAACUUAUUUAUUAGUUUUUUUUUUUUCAAUUUCAAAUUGCAAUUUAAAAUAACCUACGAGUGCUCAUAUGGAACACCCCAAAAACUACAAUGAUGAUUAAGUUAUUAUUAUUUUUAUUUUUUUUUGCUUUUUUUAAGAAGUACCUAUACCUAAAAAAAAGUGUUACUAGAAAAUCGGUAGUAGGUCACAUCCCUGUCACCGUUUCCCCGUCCGAUUAUUAUCCUUGUCGGACGUAUCCCCGUCCAAUUAACCUCAAACUUAAGGCCAUAAUAAAUAAUUGACUUAGAAAUAAAAAAGUAAAUACAACUUUAAAAAAUAAAAUUAUAAUAAAAUAUUUAAUACACAAGACCGCAUAAGAUUAUCAGCGGACAAAUAUAUUAUUAUAAGAACAAUGGUUGUCAAAAGACUGUUAAUAACUAAAGCCCUCCGCACACGAGGCGAUUCACACGCGACGCGAUUUUUGCCACUUGCGAUAUCCUAGCAAAGUGAAUGGGGAUCCACUAACGACGCAAUUCGAUAACGACGCGAUCGCGACGCGACUGUGACGCGAGCGACGGACGACACGUGCGACCGGCAGUGCUGAUCGCUUGGCAGUCGCGUCGCACGGAUCGCGCGUAAUUAUAUUUUUAUUUUCGUUAUAUUAUAUUAUUUAUUUAUACAUAAUUUUAACUAUGGAGACAUUCAAUAUUAAAUUUGUUGAUGAAAUUUAAAAACAUCCAAAACUCUAUAAUUUUUCUAAAACUUCCUUCGAAGAUUCUUUUCUUGCUUUUUUCCACAAACCAACUUUUUGUACAAAUAGUACGUAUCAAUCGCUUCUUCGUCACUGGACGAACUUGACAUUUUUAAAAAAGGUAACCAAAGAACUGCGCAAACGUCAGUAAACGACUGAUGAUAACCGAAUAACACAUAAACAACGAUAAUAAUAAUCGCACGACAAUCGCAUCGUGUGCGUCUCCGUAAUUGCACAGAUCGCUCGUAUCGCAUAAAUCGCGCAAGAAUCGUGUCGCGUUGCAAUCGCCUCGUGUGCGGAGGGCCUAACUACCAUUACACUAGUAUGUACCUACUCCACUGCUUUUAUCUAAAUUAUUUCGGUAUUGUUAUAGAUAAUAUGUUUUCGCAUAGGCUAAAUACAGCUAAACCGGCCGCGACUCACUCAAUGAUAUCAAUAGAUAAUAAAUACUUUUAUUAAAGACAAAUUAACUAACCUUGUAAUAAUUAUAUCUAUAUUAUACAAUUCGUUAGAAUUCAUUUAUUUAUUGUUUAUGGGUUUGUUUGAGGUUAAUUGGACGGGGAAACAUCCGACGGGGAUGUGACCAUAAAUCAUAAAAUCGGUUUCCAAUAAUGUACAAAUAUCAAAAUAAUAAUACCAAAUAUAAUGUAAUACAAAAAAGGUUUCCUAAGAUAAUGGGGACGCGUGCAGCCACUGUUUUGGGUGGAAAGUUGGGAAGGUAGGAUACAAAAAGAAAUUUAAUGUAUAUCUCUAUGCAACGAUAAACUAUUGCUAACAAAAAAACGAUCCUGAGCGAAGUUCAGCUGAUAGUGAUGCUUUGUCAUCAAUUUGUUUAAUAUUGUACCGAUUUUCCCGUUUUUCCCAUUUGCUGGGAAAACGCUUAGCAAAAUCGAAAAAUUACUUCCCUGUAGUAUCUCCCCACACCGAUUUCUUUUCAGAAAAUGUGCUACAGUUAAAAAUCGGAUUAAGAUUUCUGGUAGAAAAGUUGUCCACAGAUAAAAAAAAUAAUAAUAAUAAAUAUCUUUGUAAAACCAUAAGCUUUUUCGCUCCACUCAGAAUCUAAAAUAUCCAGGUAGAUACUAAUCAUUUUAUAAUAAAAUAUUAUUACACGCCGAUUUUCCACAGAAUGGACAUUACGUGAACAUUGCAUCGACACUGUUUCCACAAAUUUCGAGUAACAAUCAAAGCCCUGAGUUAACACGACCAUUAAAAGUCGCGCAAAAACAUUUCGAUCAUUUACCGGACAUCUGACCGAAAAAAUGACUUUUACCAAGUCGACAAAAGUUGCUAUUAUGAAUAAUCGUAAUCGUACUCUACAACGGUUAUCUAUACAGUGUAGAUAACCAUAGUACUCAAUAAUUAAUUUUCUUAUUUUUGCAUUAUUACUAACGGCAAUUCACUUGUUUACCUACUACUACUACUUGUACCUGCUAUGUUGUGAAAAUUAAUACAUUAUAUAUUAUUAUAAUAUUAAUAUGUUCAAUAUGUUUAAGUUUAUUCCGUGUUUUUAUGUUAAUACUUGUAUUAUUAUAUUAUAUAAUUACUAACAUGAUUGUUUUAUAUUUUAGUGC
Molecule: messenger RNA, 9091 nt
Organism: Cinara cedri
Lineage: Eukaryota; Metazoa; Arthropoda; Insecta; Hemiptera; Aphididae
Source: the annotation of a GenBank genome assembly